AUGGCGUUGGCUAUAGUUAAGUUCGCUACUAGUACUGUGUUUUUAAUCGUCCUCUUUGCCAAUACAUAUAUCUGUUUAUGCAGGUGUCCUCCGCAGGAAUACGAAGCUCUUCUAUCCUUCAACAUCACCUUAACUUUCCCCGCGGGCUAUGGCUAUGAAUGGGCGAAUGGAACAGACUGCUGCAAGUGGUAUCGCAUAGAAUGCGACGAGCACAAGAACCAUGUAGUGGAGAUAAGGUGGAUGCCAGAUCGAAACGGCUAUGGUGCAGAAGGAGGAAUCAUGUCUGACAACCUCUGCAAAUUUCCUUCUCUUACAGGAAUAGUGAUAUCGGACGUGGGAUUGAUAGGUAAUCUUCCUUCAUGCUUGGGAAAUCUCCAUUUUCUUGAGGAUAUAAUUAUAGAGUACAAUGGGUUGGGUGGGGGCUGUCCUCCCUUACUGACCUCCAUGCCCGUGGAAAUAGAUUUAAUGAGUGCCCCUUCUUGGGGCUUACCAUCCUCUAUUAAACUCCUCUCUUUCUCAUUAAACCAUGAGCUCACAAUUUCAGAGAUUUUUUUCCGUAACCUUACCAAUUUAUGGCGUUUAUCUCUAUCCAAUAGCACACUAAAUAUUAGUACAUCGUGGAUUCCCAACUUCCAGCUCUCUGAGUUAGAACUUGUGUCAUGUCAGAUGGACGGUCAAAUUCCACCAUGGAUUUCAACUCAGUUCUCGUUGUAUUCCUUGAAAUUAGCUGACAACGGUCUUGUUGGAGAAAUUCCCUCUUGGCUAUGGGCCAUGGCUGCUUCCUUUGAUGAACUAAAUAUAUCACAGAACCAUUUGCAUGGGUCCCUUUUUCCAAAUGGUCCGAAUUCUGGGAUAGGAAUCUUGGAUGUGUCUAGCAAUGCAUUAAGUGAAAAUAUACCUUCCGAGUGGCCAGCUCUAACAAAACUAAUUUGUUUAAUGAUAAUUUGA
Molecule: messenger RNA, 948 nt
Organism: Cryptomeria japonica (Japanese cedar)
Lineage: Eukaryota; Viridiplantae; Streptophyta; Pinopsida; Cupressales; Cupressaceae
Product: DNA damage-repair/toleration protein DRT100-like
Exons: 2
Coding region: 1-948 (315 amino acids)
Source: RefSeq, a predicted model, not a curated record